This is a messenger RNA of Penicillium mononematosum, 1248 nucleotides long. RefSeq names its product NAD(+) diphosphatase. Gene Ontology annotation, molecular function: NADH pyrophosphatase activity; metal ion binding. The transcript has 3 exons. Lineage: Eukaryota; Fungi; Ascomycota; Eurotiomycetes; Eurotiales; Aspergillaceae. Gene Ontology annotation, biological process: NAD+ catabolic process; NADP+ catabolic process. The record is from RefSeq and is a predicted model, not a curated record. Bases 1 to 1248 code for a protein of 415 amino acids. Gene Ontology annotation, cellular component: cytosol.
AUGAGCACGACCCCUCAGAUCCCCACCCCGGCUCAUAUGCUCGCGGAUUCCAUGUUGUCUCGACACUUUGGCAAAGAGACGGUCAAUUACUUCUCCAGCUCUCCAAUCAAUCGUUUAUCUUUCUUGCGCUCCGACCACCCGUUCCUGUCUACGGCUCUGAAGCACCCUUCGGCCCGGUUCGUACUGUUGAACAACCUAGCGCCCUUGACUCCGUCUCCAGCGCAGCUACACUAUGCCAAGUAUGACGAGGUUCGCAAGCUGGUGCCCCAGGAUAUCUUUGACACUUCCGAGGAAGAGAUGAUCAAGAACUAUGAUUCACGCAAGACACACCCGACCCUUAUCUUCCUCGGACUGGACGAGAAUCGCAAGGAAGGAGGACUGACGUGGAAGAUAUACUCUGGCACACCGUAUUUUGCAGUCGACGUAACCCCUAAGGGCCCUGAAGAGCAACAGACUGCAGCAAAGGAUGUGAUCAGUGCCAUGGAGGCCAAGGGACUGUCUUUCUUCCAAACACGAGUUGUCAUGUCCUUCUCCGCAGAUGAAGCUGCUAUUUACGCACAGGCACGUGCGCUGAUGGACUGGAACACUCGCAACACCUUCUGUGGCACAUGCGGCCACCGUACUUUGGCCGUGAAUGCAGGCACUAAGCGUGCCUGUCCGCCCACGGAUGUUGCACGAACAACCGAGGGCAAGGCAGAAGAGCGGCCGGAGUGCAAUACCCGUACUACGCUCUCUAACCUUUCUUUCCCCCGUACCGAUCCGACUAUCAUCGUGGCGGUAGUCUCUGCCGACGGCAAGCGAAUCCUGCUAGGCCGCUCUAAGCGCUUCCCACCAGGGUGGUAUUCCACCUUAGCUGGGUUCAUUGAGCCAGCAGAGUCGAUUGAGGAUGCUGUGCGGAGAGAGGUGUGGGAGGAGUCGGGUGUCACUUUGUCCCGUGUUGUUAUCCACUCCUCGCAGCCUUGGCCGUACCCGGCCAAUCUGAUGAUUGGUGCUAUUGCCCAGGUCAGUGACCCCGCUCACGAGACGAUCUCUUUGCAACAUGACCCUGAGUUGGAGGAUGCACGGUGGUUUGAGGUGGAGGAGGUGGAGGAGGCGCUGCGCAUUGGUACCAGUGACUUGAGUUCUGAGGCUGGUCCGGAAUAUAAGGGCGGCUUGCGAUUGCCCCCUCCUACGGCCAUUGCCAAUCAGUUGAUCCAGGCUGCUGUGAGUGCAGACUAUUUUGCGGCAGAGAAGCAUUCCAAGAUAUAA